AUGACCUCGAUCGUAUCGCUGCCCAUGCGCCGAUUCCUCCGCUCCUCGCCGUUAGAUCAGCUCGCGCCGCGCUCCUAUAGGAACUCGUCGUCACCCUCCUCGAUGGCAACACCAGAUCGCGUCAGUCUAAGCAGCGGCUCGUCGCUCAUUGGCCAGCCGCUCGGCAUAGUCGACUCCCCCAGUGGCUCCCCCCGUCGCUCUUUCAGCGCCGAGCGCCCGCCAGUCGCGUCGCGCCACGGGCACGCGUCGCCCGCGCGGGCGCGCGCCGUGCAACAGUCGCAGUCGGACAGCGAGGGCGGCGCGAAUGGGAACGGGACAGGUGUCCCGCUGCGAGUGGCGUACCAGGGCGUGCCGGGCGCGUACAGCGAGAUGGCGGCGAUGCGCGUGUACCCCGGAUGCUCCCCCGUGCCGUGCGACCAGUUCGACGACGCCUUCAAUGCAGUGGAGCAGUGGCUGGUGGGGCGAGCAGUGCUGCCGAUAGAGAACAGCCUGGGGGGCUCCAUCCACCGCAACUACGACCUGCUGCUGCGGCACCGCCUGCACAUCGUGGGCGAGGUGCACCUCCCCGUGCACCACUGCCUGCUCGCGCUGCCGGGGUCUACCCCCGGACAGCUGACCCGUGUGCUCUCGCAUCCCCAGGCGUUGGCGCAGUGCGAGGCGACGUUGACGCGCCUGGGAGUGGUGCAGGAGGCCGUGUACGACACUGCGGGGGCCGCCCAGAUGGUGGCGAAUCAGAAGAUGGAGGGUGUGGGAGCAGUGGCGAGCACGCGGGCGGCGGAGAUCUACGGGCUUGAGAUCCUGGCGGAGGGCAUUCAGGACGAGGCGGACAACUUCACGCGCUUCCUAGCCCUCGCCAGGGACCCCGUGCUGCCCUCCACCGACCGCCCCUUCAAGACGAGCAUAGUGUUCACAUUGGAGAAGGGUGCGGGAGUGCUGUUCAAGGCGCUCUCCGUCUUCGCCCUCCGAGACAUCAACCUCACCAAGAUAGAGUCUCGCCCGCACAGGGACAAGCCUCUCUAUGUCGACUGGUUGGACCGCUCCUCCCUCGCUGCGCCCGCCAUGCCCCUAACAGACAUCCCUGCCGCCGCCUCCCAAGACAGCGCCAUGGCGUACCAGUCAUUCGACUACCUCUUCUACAUCGACUUCCAGGCAUCCCUGGCGGAGCCCCGAGUGCAGAACGCCAUGCGCCACCUCCAGGAGAUGGCGCCAUUUCUGCGUGUGCUGGGCAGCUACCCCAUGGACGUCGGCCCCAUGUGUGACGUGUGCACCCCACCCUCUGCACCCCCUGCGCCCUCCUUGCAUCACUGCACUCACACUCCCCCUGCUCCCAUUCGUGUCCCCCCCACCCCAUCAGGAGAUGGCGCCGUUUCUGCGAGUGCUGGGCAGCUACCCCAUGGACGUCACCCCCAUGGAGACCCCCUCCUCCGCGCCCUCCGCGCCCUCACCACCCUCCAGCCUCUGAGCAACCCCUGCUGCCCACAUGCCAGCCCUGGCUGCCGCGCGCUCAUGGAGGGAGGCAGACAGGCUUCGCCUUGGAGGCCAUGCGGGGGUGCGGACAAGCAGCAGAUGGUGUGGCGGGAGUGGGGGACGUGCGCAGGGCGGUCAGAAGCCACAGCAGCCUUGGCGGCAGCAGGUGGAGGGGAAGCGGCAGCAGUAGGGCUCGCCUCGCUGGUUCCUGCAGCACGACCCGGGGCGGCGCUCGCAGCACACCUUGCCGCCACAGCACGGGUAGUGGUGGUCGUCCUGAUGGUGGCGCCACGGGGGGGAGAGGGGAAGAGGGAAGGGGAGAGAGAGGGCGAGAGGGGGGAAGAGGGGGUGUUCAUGCGCAUGCUUGUGUAUGAGGUAGUGGGAGCAUGGACAGCGGGAUAG
This is a messenger RNA of Closterium sp. Naga37s-1, 1869 nucleotides long. NCBI's taxonomy places the organism in Eukaryota, Viridiplantae, Streptophyta, Zygnematophyceae, Desmidiales, Closteriaceae. The record is from the annotation of a GenBank genome assembly.